Messenger RNA from Cyclopterus lumpus (lumpfish), 3600 nucleotides. Its product is annotated as calcium-activated potassium channel subunit alpha-1-like. The transcript has 30 exons. Gene Ontology annotation, biological process: transmembrane transport; potassium ion transport. Gene Ontology annotation, cellular component: postsynaptic membrane. Gene Ontology annotation, molecular function: large conductance calcium-activated potassium channel activity. The record is from RefSeq and is a predicted model, not a curated record. NCBI's taxonomy places the organism in Eukaryota, Metazoa, Chordata, Actinopteri, Perciformes, Cyclopteridae.
AUGUCGAAGAGAUUCAACCCGGAUCCUUCCGUCCACAUAUCCAAGAUGAGUGUCAUCAUCCCGUUUUCCCCAGAUGUGCCCUGUGACAGCAACGGCCAGCGGAUGUGGUGGGCUUUCCUCGCGUCCUCCAUGGUCACUUUCUUUGGGGGUCUCUUCAUCAUCCUUCUGUGGAGAACUCUCAAAUAUCUGUGGACUGUGUGCUGCCACUGGAACGCCAAAAAGAAGGAGGUCCAUCGGCUCAGCACAGGCGAUGGCAUCAAGCGCACCGACAAGGACGACCCGGCGGCCAGCGAGGUGGGCUGGAUGACCUCGGUCAAAGACUGGGCCGGAGUCAUGAUAUCCGCUCAGACACUGACGGGAAGAGUCCUGGUGGUGCUCGUAUUUGCUCUCAGCAUUGGAGCCCUUGUUAUAUACUUCAUAGAUUCUUCUGAUCCAAUCGAGUCCUGUCAGAACUUCUACAAAGACUUCACGUUGCAGAUCGACAUGGCGUUCAACGUGUUCUUCUUGCUGUACUUUGGCCUCCGUUUCAUUGCUGCCAAUGACAAGCUGUGGUUCUGGUUGGAGGUGAACUCGGUGGUCGACUUCUUCACGGUUCCUCCAGUGUUUGUGUCCGUGUACCUGAACAGGAGCUGGCUCGGCUUGAGGUUUUUAAGGGCGUUAAGGUUGAUACAGUUCUCAGAAAUUUUACAGUUUUUGAAUAUACUAAAGACAAGCAACUCAAUAAAGCUGGUGAACCUGUGUUCAAUCUUCAUAAGCACAUGGCUAACUGCAGCAGGAUUCAUUCAUUUGGUGGAAAAUUCAGGGGAUCCUUGGGAAAACUUCAAAAAUUCCCAGGCACUUUCCUACUGGGAAUGUGUCUACUUACUCAUGGUCACUAUGUCCACUGUCGGCUACGGAGACGUUUAUGCAAAAACCACCCUGGGCCGCCUGUUUAUGGUCUUCUUCAUCCUCGGUGGUUUGGCCAUGUUUGCGAGCUACGUCCCUGAAAUCAUAGAGUUAAUAGGAAACCGCAAGAAAUAUGGUGGUUCCUAUAGUGCGGUUAAUGGGAGAAAGCACAUCGUGGUCUGUGGUCAUAUAACACUUGAGAGUGUGUCCAACUUUCUAAAAGACUUCCUACACAAGGACAGGGAUGAUGUCAAUGUAGAAAUUGUUUUUCUCCAUAAUAUCUCCCCUAAUCUUGAGCUGGAAGCCUUGUUCAAGCGCCACUUCACUCAAGUGGAGUUUUACCAAGGAUCCGUCCUGAACCCACACGACCUGGCCAGAGUGAAGAUCGAAUCAGCUGAUGCUUGUUUGAUCUUAGCCAACAAAUACUGUGCUGACCCUGAUGCUGAGGAUGCAUCCAACAUUAUGAGGUAAAACAAAGCAAGUAAUACUAUCAAGAACUACCAUCCAAAGAUCAGAAUUAUCACUCAAAUGUUGCAGUACCACAAUAAGGCCCACCUUUUGAACAUCCCGAGCUGGAACUGGAAGGAGGGAGAUGACGCUAUUUGCCUUGCGGAGCUUAAGCUGGGCUUCAUCGCUCAGAGCUGCCUGGCUCAGGGCCUCUCCACCAUGCUGGCCAACCUAUUUUCUAUGAGGUCCUUCAUCAAGAUUGAGGAGGACACAUGGCAGAAGUAUUACCUCGAAGGAGUAGCCAAUGAGAUGUAUACUGAGUACCUAUCGAGUGCCUUUGUGGGCAUGUCCUUCCCUGUCAUUUGCGAACUCUGCUACGUGAAGCUAAAGCUGCUCCUGAUAGCUAUAGAGUAUAAGUCUGAUCAAAGGGAAUGCAGCACCCUGAUAAACCCUGGAAACCACAUGAAGAUGCAGGAGGGGACAUUGGGCUUCUUCAUUGCAAGUGAUGCCAAAGAAGUGAAGAGAGCGCUGUUUUACUGUAAAGCCUGCCACGAUGACAUUACUGAUCCCAAAAGGAUUAAGAAAUGUGGAUGCAAGAAAUCUAAAAAUAGCUAUAAUGGAUAUAUCAAAUCAAUUGAAGAGGACCAACAGUCUGCGUUAUCGCCCAAAAAAAAGCAACGCAACGGAGGCAUGAAAAAUUCUCCAAACUCCUCACCCAAGAUCAUGAGACAUGACCCGCUCCUCAUCGCGGGGAACGAGCAGAUUGAGAGCAUGGACGAGAACGUGAAGAAAUACGACUCCACGGGGAUGUUUCAUUGGUGCCCGUCCAAAGACAUCGAGAAGGUCAUCUUGACCCGGAGCGAGGCCGCCAUGACUGUUCUGAGCGGUCACGUGGUCGUGUGCAUAUUUGGAGAUGUGAAAUCUGCGUUGAUCGGUCUCCGGAACUUUGUCAUGCCUCUGAGAGCGAGCAACUUUCACUACCAUGAGCUGAAGCACAUUGUGUUUGUCGGCUCACUCGAGUAUCUGAAACGGGAGUGGGAGACGCUUCACAAUUUUCCAAAGGUCUCCAUUUUACCUGGCACACCGUUGAGUCGAGCAGAUCUGAGGGCUGUCAACAUCAACCUCUGCGACAUGUGUGUCAUUCUGUCAGCCAAUCAGAACAAUAUUGACGAUGCAUCACUUCAGGACAAAGAAUGCAUCUUGGCGUCACUCAACAUCAAAUCCAUGCUGUUUGACGACAGCAUCGGGGUCUUGCAGGCUAAUUCCCAAGGCUUCACCCCACCAGGAAUGGAUAGAUCCUCUCCUGAAAACAGCCCCGUCCAUGGAUUAGUGAGGCAGACUUCUGUCACAACUGGAGCAAAUAUUCCCAUCAUAACAGAACUAGUAAAUGACUCCAAUGUUCAGUUCUUGGACCAAGAUGACGAUGACGACCCUGACACAGAGUUGUACCUCACUCAACCUUUUGCCUGUGGGACAGCCUUCGCCGUCAGUGUGCUGGAUUCCUUAAUGAGUGCUACAUACUUCAAUGAUAAUAUCCUCACCUUGAUCCGGACAUUGGUAACAGGCGGGGCGACGCCGGAGCUGGAGGGGCUGCUGGCCGAGGAGAAUGCGUUACGGGGCGGCUACAGCACGCCACAGACGCUGGCGAACAGGGACAGGUGUCGCGUGGCACAGCUGGCCCUGUACGACGGGCCCUUCGCCGACCUCGGGGAUGGCGGUUGCUAUGGUGACCUGUUUUGUAAAGCCCUGAAAACAUACAACAUGUUGUGCUUUGGCAUCUAUCGGUUACGAGACGCACAUCUAAACAGCAGCCAAAGCCAAUGUACCAAACGGUAUGUCAUAACCAAUCCACCAUAUGCUUUUGAGCUGGUGCCCUCAGACCUGAUAUUCUGCCUGAUGCAGUUUGACCACAACGCUGGCCAGUCUCGAACCAGUCUCUCCCACUCUUCCCAUUCGUCCCAUUCCUCCAGCAAAAAGGGCUCCUCUGUCCACUCCAUCCCAACCACCAACCGCACCAACCGGGCCCGAAACAGAGACUCACGAGACAAACAAAAGAAAAAAAAGAGGUUUACAGAUGAGCCAGAGAAUACCCACCUGAGGACCAUACAGAUCAAGCCUGUGAAUACGCUCACCAUCAACCAAGCCAGUCAGCGUAAAUCCUCUAGCAGCUUGACUCCACCCAUCAGAGAAGUAGAAGACGAGUGCUGAGCUCCUGACACGCUUGGACCCCGAGAAGACUCUUUGUGUAGGUCUCAGACUGGGAUUCAC